Messenger RNA from Prunus armeniaca (apricot), 231 nucleotides. The record is from the annotation of a GenBank genome assembly. NCBI's taxonomy places the organism in Eukaryota, Viridiplantae, Streptophyta, Magnoliopsida, Rosales, Rosaceae.
AUGUUGCUCCCAAAACAACUUGUGACGCCAAAGUCUUGCGUCCAUCCUUUGUAUCCCAAAAUCGUCAUCUCACGGUCUAACGAAGAGGCUAUUGAUGACUUAAUGGCCUUUAGCAUUCAGAGUGUUGCUUCUGUUUCUAGCAUGGCUGAUUGUUUGCGUGCCAGAGCAAAUGAGAUUCAGAAGUUGAACACUGAAAAUUCGUCUAUUCAGAGAAUGCUUCAUGAGUCUUAA